UUUGCGUUGGAGGAUGAAGGCAAAGGAAGAGCUGGAACAAACAAACGGAAGAGAGCUUAUGAAGUAAAGGUUCCAGCGUUUUUCAAAGACAAUAUGCCAACAGCAAAUGAAAAGUGUUAUCUUUACAAGAUCCAUUUCAAUGAUCCAAUGAUACAUCGCCAUUCCCGGUCACGUGCUAUGAAGUGCGUUUCUGAGCCCGAGAUCGAGUUAGGAAUUCUCUCAAAGAAACCACUUCCAAAGUUUCCACCAUUUAAAACGUACACGUCAGAGAGUGACGUCGAAACAAUGUUUGUAUCACGUGGUCCAAUCGUUAUAGACUUGACAUUGUUGCAGAACAUUCGUCAUUUCCAUCAAUAUAUCUUCAAGCAACUCAAUAAUCUUGACGAUGAAUGUACGCGAUUAUCAGAGAAGGACGGUUAUCUUGUUGCACCAUUAGUUCCAAACAAACAAGGUGAAAUAAAAAUACAUCAUUCCUAUCUUCAAGAUUUUUUACGGCUCUUUCAAAACUCCUCGACUCUGCCAUCCUGCAUCCCAUGCAAAGACUACGAUUACUUUAGCAAUAGAAUCAUACGAAAAUCAAAUGAAUCUGCAAAUCAGACAAAUCGCAUGAGAUAUUACGUCGUUGAAGUGUGUCAUUUUAUGUCACCGUUGACUCCGUUCCCAGAUCUCAAUGUUGCUGCCACUUUUUCCGAGUACUACGAGACGCGCUACAAUAUAAAGUUGAAUAAUGAUCAGCCAUUGUUGUUGGUCAAACAUCUCCCUACUCAAGUGAAUUUCUUCACACCAAAAACAAGACUUGAGGUUGCUCAUGAAAAUAUAUUUGAUUCUAAAUCUAACUUCGAAAUACACCUUGUACCUGAACUGUGUUCUCUGUUGCCGCUGACUGUCUCUUCGUGGGCUCUAUUGCGGUAUCUUCCUACCGUCGCGUACCGUCUGGAAACAAUUCUGCGUGCGCACGAAAUGCGACUGAAAAUUUUCAUGGACGCUGGAUUAACGGCGACGGCCCGAAAAAUAAAGAACAAAAAUACAGUUGUAAAGUCUGGUCAGGAAGUUAUUAUUAAUGAGGAAAAUGGAGAAAAUGACCGCUUCAUUGAUGAAAAUGAUUUUGAAGAUAGUCUUGUUUUGAUUCUCAAAGCAUUAACAGCAAAAUCUGUUGGUCAGCAGUUUCAUUCAGAACUCCUUGAAGUACUUGGUGAUUCGUUUCUUAAAUUCGAAGUGAGUUUGGAGUUGUUUUUGCGUUUACCACAUAAAGACGAAGGAAUCCUCACAACUAUUCGUAAGCAUCUUGUAUCUAAUGAUAUGUUAUCAACACAGGGAAGACGUUUAGGUAUACCAGCAUACAUUUCGAUUACGUGUCCGGAUUUAACAAACUGUUUACUUCCUCCUGGAUUUGUGCUGACACAAACAUCUAGCAAGCAGUACUCGUUAAACCUUUACUCUCAUCAAAUCCUUGGAGAUAAAAACGUAGCGAACACAGUUGAGGCUCUAAUUUCUGCGAUAUUACUGUCCAGCGGUCGAGAAGCCGCGAGAAAAUUUCUUAUAUGGUUACAUGUCUGCGAUCUUACUGCAGAAAAACUUCAUGAAUGUUAUAGAAAUUUGAAUUAUCAUGCGAUGAGUGAUUAUGAUGAAAACACUGGGGAAUUUGAUGACGUAACACAAAGUUUUAGAUCGUGUUGUAACCUUAUAUCAACUGAGCAGACCAAUUUCAAGCCAUUGAAUAACGUCAUUUCUAAUAAUGUUAUUCCCAAUUUGGAACAUAUUGAGAAAACACUUGGAUAUUGUUUUAAAAACAAACUUUUACUAUUACACGCUGUUACUCACGAUUCCUUACCGCGAGUUUUUGCUUUCGUUCACGAAAGUUAUGAACGAAUGGAGUAUUUAGGUGACGCAAUAUUGGACUUUGUAGUAACGCGUUAUAUAUGUGACAAUUUUGCACAUCUUGAUCAUGGAGAUUUAACGGAUUUGCGUUCAGCUCUUGUCAAUAAUUUCACCCUCGCCUAUCUUGCUGUUCAGGUGAAUUUACAUCAAUCCCUGAGACACAUGUCUCCAGUUGUAUUUCAACUUAUAUAUAAGUUUGUUGAGUUCCUAUUGAAUGAAAAGGAGAGACGAGGUUAUUCUUGGCAGACAUCCGUGGAUUCGUUCGUUGUGGGUCCAAAUGACUUUGAAGAAAAUCUCGUUGAAGUUCCCAAAAUACUGGGAGAUGUAUUCGAGGCACUCAUUUGCGCCGUCUUUCUUGAUUCCAACAUGAAUAUUGAUUUUGUUUGGGAUAUUUUUCGACCAAUGUUUAUGCCUUUCAUCGAUUAUUACAAAGAUAACAUUCCCCGCUCUCCCGUGAGAAUUUUAAAAGAAACGUUUCCUGGCAAAGAUAAGCUGUCUUUCAGCGUUGCGCGUCUAACAUUAUCGAAGACAUACAAAUGUCGCGUACAUUGUUCUGGAUAUGGAGAGUUUGAAGCGGUUGGUCGUACACCGAAGAUUGCAAAAGCAGCUGUUGCACGCAAGGUUUUACUGCAUAUCCGUAACAUGAGUAAAGAGACGUUUGUUGAUAAAAAAAAGAGAAAAAGUUAACGGAGUGGAUGUAAAACAUUCAUGAUUUAAUUGUAUGAGACACAACGGGGUCCUUUAGCAAGGUUAUUCUAAAGCCUGAAGUGGUUCUCAUAUAGCAGUCGGAGUCCUUUUGAGGCAUCACAAUUGAAUCUUUUCAUUCACCUGGAUAUAGCUGUCCUGUUGACUUACGUUCAAGAGACGAGUGAAACGACGCAGACGAAUAUACAAGAACCAAACUCAAAGAAACAAAACUACAAGAAAUGAGGCUUUUAUCGGGUAUGUUUUUAAGUUAGCAAUAUAAAGAGUAGAGGAAGUUUUUAUUUACUCAUAUAUUUAAUGUUUUUUCUAUUGAUUAUCUCAGUAUUUAUUGAAGAGAAUGAUUUGAACACUUCGGUAUCGUUAAAUGUUUGUAGAUGUUGGUCGUUAGUUUAGUAGAGUCCAGAGAAGGACUGUUGGAGUUGAUGUUGACUAAUAUUUCGACAGCCUUAGCUGUAGAUGCCUUCAUAUUUGUGAAAAGUACCUUUUACGUUGUCAAAAAGGUCAGUCAACGCCAACCCCAACAGUCCUUCUCAGGACUCUACUGACUUGGAUGAUCAACAUCCACAAACAUUGAUCAUAUUUAUUGUUGAAGUCUAUAAACAUAUGCAUUUUGUUUUGCACAGUAUAUUUUCAUUACAAUCAUCCUAUUACACAUAACAUUGUGCUUAACUCAUAGGUUUGUUUAACUCCUAGCAGUAUUUUGUAUAUAAUUUGGCCAUUUAAGAAAGUUUUUUUUAUGGAGAAUCAUAAUUUGUUACGUUACUAAUGAAGAUGAAUUAGAUUUUUAGAUGAAGAUGAUGACUCCUAAAUUGAGGACACAAUUUAAACAAACUUUAUUUUAUCAAUAAACUUUAUAAUAAAUACAAA
This is a messenger RNA of Xenia sp. Carnegie-2017, 3450 nucleotides long. RefSeq names its product endoribonuclease Dicer-like. NCBI's taxonomy places the organism in Eukaryota, Metazoa, Cnidaria, Anthozoa, Malacalcyonacea, Xeniidae. The transcript is spliced from 7 exons. Bases 94 to 2565 code for a protein of 823 amino acids. Gene Ontology annotation, cellular component: RISC complex; nucleus; cytoplasm. Gene Ontology annotation, biological process: apoptotic DNA fragmentation; siRNA processing; pre-miRNA processing. Gene Ontology annotation, molecular function: protein binding; RNA binding; ribonuclease III activity. The record is from RefSeq and is a predicted model, not a curated record.